CGUUAAUAACAGAAAAAAUAGGCGCAUCUUUAGUUUUGGAAAAGUGGGCGCGCUGCUUCCGUGAAAAUUUGGCCGGCAGAAAGUUUUGUUGCGCUAAAGAACCUAAAGCUGGCGGUUUUACUAUGAAUACGCUUGUCAGCAUAUUGAUUGCUGCCUGCGCUGCGGCUUUUGCCAUUUUUCACACUUAUCCCGCUCCGCCGAAAUCACCGCUACUUUACCAGUGGGAAAAAGAAGACGGUGGUUCGUACUUCAAGUUUCAGGACUACGACAUAUUUUUUAAAGAUGUCAAGGGCAAUGCAGAAAACAAGGACGUGCUACUUUGUCUCCAUGGCUUUCCAACUUCUAGCUUUGACUACUACUUGGUCCUGCCAUCACUGCGAAAAAUAUUUGGCAGAAUUGUGCUGUUUGAUUUUCUGGGAUUAGGCUACAGUGAUAAGCCAAGGUUUCACACUUACUCCAUCUUUGAACAAGCCAACAUUACUGAAGCCCUCGUGAAGAAAUUGGGCUUGCGCAGCGUUCAUGUCCUAGCUCAUGAUAUCGGAGACACAGUGGCCCAGGAACUUCUUGCUAGGCAACAGGAAGGUGUCCUGUCAUUUGAAAUUUCGACUUUGUGUAUGAUGAAUGGUGGAAUUUUGCCUCAACAUCAUCAUCCAAGAUGGUCUCAAUUGAUCUUGAGAAUGCCUGUCGUUGGUGUUGUGGCUUCAAGGUUCAUGAACCACCUGGUCUUCAGAGUAGCACUGGCUGAUGUCUUUGGCCCCAACACUAAACCAACCGCAACAGAUGUCCACAAUUACUGGCAUUUGGCUCGGCUGAAAGAUGGUUACCGGGUAUUUGGCCUGCUCCUCUCCUACAUCGACGAAAGGUUCGAAAAUGAAGAGAGAUGGGUUAGAGCACUGCAAAAGUCGGCUUCCAAAGUUCACAUGAUAUAUGGCCCGGCCGAUCCUGUCAACAAACCACCAUUUCAGGAGCACUACAGGAAACUCGUUCCUGGCUCUAGCAUCCACAUUCUCCAUGAACACAUUGGUCACUAUGUGCACCUUGAAGCUCCCAAGGAAGUGGUUGCAGGCUACUUACCGUUCUUGGAGGCCCAUGGUGUCAAAACAAAGACCAUAUCUGUUGCACUCCCCGACAGGUUGCUGUAGGCCAAACCCCAUUUUUAUGACUUGGGUGGCGCUUUACUGUACUGAUCCUCUUUUAUUCACUUCUUCAUAGGCUCAGAACAGUAUGAAUAUUUCAUUGUAAUCUCAUAACAAUGCCUUCGGCAAGAACUUUCUGUGAUAGUCUCUCCACUAUGCCUUAAGCUGACCACCGUGCCUGGUUAUGUUAUCUUAAACACUGGUCGAAAAAGAACUCAAAAGAAAAUGUGAUUACUAAAGAAAAGACGGGGAAUGCGGGAGAUGGAAAUUCAAGAUGAUGAGCAAAACGUGAACAAGGUGAAUGCCGGAGCCAACGUUUCGACAAGUGGACUUGUCUUCUUCAAGGCGACAUAUGCUUUCCUCACCACAGUAUAUAUAGGUGGGGUUCUUCUAAAGGGGAAAGGGUGUGAGGCGGGAGGACGCAGAAACGAGGGAAAAUUUGUUAGCGUGUCGAAUUGAGAGUAAAGAAACACUGCGUACAAGGUCAAAACCAGGCACCUCCCCCCCCGGUCUGUCAACACAGGCGCGUUAGCCGGCGUGUCAAGGGCGUCUGACACGCCAGCUGACAAAAAAAAAAGGAAGGAAAGGAAAGGGGAGAAAAAAAAAAGAAGGGGGGGGGAUACGCCAAGAAAUCAAACUAAGUGUUUGAUUUCUUGAAACCUCGUACACAGCGUUUCUUUACUCUCAAUUCGACACGCUAACAAAUUUUCCCUCGUUUCCGCAUCCUCCCGCCUCACACCCUUUCCCCUUUAGAAGAACCCCACCUAUAUAUACUGUGGCGAGGAAAGCAUAUGUCGCCUUGAAGAAGACAAGUCCACUUGUCGAAACGUUGGCUCCUGCAUUCACCUUGUUCACGUUUUGCUCAAUGUGAUUACUAAAGUAUGUCAACAACUUUCAACUUUUUUUUAUCUUAUUACUUCAUGUUAGGCUUCUAAAGGGCCAUCUCAAAAGCCUUUAAAGUGUGCUAACAAAUGAGAAAUAUAACAUUUCCAAUUAAGUAAGCAGACUAUGCAGUGAGCUAGGAUAUUCAUUUGCCAUCUGAUUAGUGCAAAGUGCAUUCUAGCUCUCCCCCUUUUCCUCUCCCCCAAAUCUGCCAUCAUCAUCAUCAAAAGUUAAUUAUUUUCAGUUAAACUGUAAAGCCUAAACUGUAAAGGAGCUUUAUCGAAAAAUGUUUAUGGUGAAUUUGUCAGUGCUCACAAACAAGGAUUUCUUACAUUGAAAGUUUCUCACAACUUUUGAGCAAAACAAUAUAGACACCCAAUUUUUUCUGCAAAAAUGUUUAAUGUGUGAGGGUGCUUAAGAUGUCUAAAAUAGGCAAGCUUUAUUUUUUUGGAUGCAUUGGUGACAUACCUUAACAUAAAUCCAUGUGCUCCGGGUGGCAUUACAUGACUAGGUAAACUGUUGCAUGACGGAGCUGUUGAUGAGAAAUCUGCAUUCAAUGUUAUGUUUGUUUUUGUUUAGAUUAACACAAAGGGGCCUUAACAAGUACUGCCUGAAAGCUAGUAUGCCUUCACUCAUACACAUAUGCAGCAUUCCAUUAAAUAUGAACAACUGUCAGCCACCCAGUCACACACUCACUACCCAGCAUCUGGGUGACACAUACAUGAGGAAUGAGUGUGGUGACAGACCAUAUUAAUUUUGGCUAAUGAAAACCACUGUUUUGAAGACGCAUACAUGCUCAUAUACAAGAUUCUUGUGGGCUCAAAUGCACAUUUUCUUAUUGCCUUAUGCACUUACUACAAGUUCAAUUUACUCGCAUGAGACCAUCUUACACAUGUGUGGCUGCCUUGCUCAUAGGCCAUGCCACCAUGUGUUAGUGCAUUUAAGUCUGUGUAUUAAGAGAAAGGCUUAGGUCAUGCCAUAUUGAUUCAAAUGUGUGUGAAACACAGAAAUGUUCUCAGUUUACAAUGUCUGAGCCAAUAUGAAAGUAUGUGCACUUACUGUGCAAAGUGGCCCUCAGUUCUUUUUUUUUUAUCAUUAUCCUAUUUUACAGAUAUUGAUGGAAAUCUGCAAACAGACUGCAAUUCUGUUAAGUUGUUUAAAGCAGACAUAUUCUCUAUUAUUUUCACUCUACAUAAUAUACUUGUAUCAUUUGCUUCGUUUAAAGGAAUACCGACACAAAAACUUUGUCUCGCCUUAUUGUUUCUUUUAAACAGCUGUCGACUCUGCAAUGGUAAUAUGAAGUCUCGAGUUGUUUAGAGUGAAACAAAGAGUUAAUUACAUCACCUUUUAAUGAUAACAGUUAGAGAUGCUCAAAAUACAGCACAACCUUUGAUGUGUCAGCACUCCUUUAAACAACAGUCUUACAAACUGGGUUAUAUUUUAGAGUAAUGUGCAAUAUAUCUCUCUUGAACAUUUUCCUUACAGAAUCAUGGCAUCUCUUCAUUGUCAAGUUAAAGUUGUAAAUACAAUGCUGCAGUUUUGUUGAAUUUUCCUCCUUUCGUAAAUUUUUUCAAGAAAUUUGAGGUCCUAAACAUAAACUCUGCUCCCCACAGUGAUUAGAUUAAUGCUGUUUUGUAUAUGCCAAUAUAAUUUAAAUCAAUUCAUUGGUUGUCCUUGUACAUCACCUUUCUUUUCAUUCUACACAUCCUUGCAUAGGGCCAGUAAAAAGCUGAAUUUAAAUUCAGGCAGUACCCAAGGCCUCCAGUUAAACUGUGCAAAAGCUGACAAAAAGAAAAUCAGUUUGCAGUAUAAAGUGCCAAAUUUCAACCUUGUGCUGCAACUUUACAAUACUAUCAACUCAUGUUUUUUUUUGUUUUUUUAACAUUCCAUAAGUGCAAGUAUAUAUAUAUAUAUAAUUAGGAGUUUGUUGCAGCAAAAUGAAAGCGGCAUGUUUACAGACUAGUUGCCAGUAUCGCUGCUGAAUAAUUGCGUAGUUUCUUUCAAGUACAUAUGGCCUGUGUUAGCUCAAAUUGAGAAUGAAUUAAUGAAUGAAGCCUUUAUUUUAAGGAAGGGGACGGCUCUAGGCCGCUGUUGGGAAUUAGGAGGUAAAGGAAUGUGGGAUCCCGGAUUGUUGGCUGAACUACAUCUUCAUCUCAGUCUUUGAUCUUCCGUUUCACGCAGACUCAGGUGCAUGUUCACUUCCGCCGCUCUUGCAUGGGCUGGUCGACCCCUUCUACACUACUCAAAACAAGCCACUUUGUCUGCCAUAUGUCGCAAUGGCUUUCUGUGUUUCAGGGUUAGUUUGUAUUCCAAUUCCUAGUGUUCUAAUGUCUCCGUGUAGUAAAUGUUGAAUGUUGGAUUUCCCUUGUUAAAAAGCUGCACAGCUCCAAAUGAGGUGUUGCAAGUCUGCUCUGCAUGACUCCUGGCAAUGUGUGCAUCGGGUAUAAGUGUUCGCAAUCGUAGCUUGUCUGGGUUGGUGCCAUUUCUCAAGUAUGUGUGGUGUGUGUAUGCAGUGUUGGCCAUAACCUUAUUAAAAAAAACCUUCCGUGCGAGUAAGCCCGCCCUUGUCGUCGAAUACGUGUACUGGUGUAGCUUCUAAUAGUCUCCAUUUACUGUCUGCUUUUGUUUUAGUGCAAAUGUAAUGCAUCAGUGCUCUGCUAGGAGAGCCUUCGGCCAAUAUCUUUAGGUACGGAUUUUGGUUCGCAUGGUUUGGCGAGGAAAUGGAGUGUGGGGAGCUGUACAUGUAAUCAAGCCUACCCGCUUGCAUGGCAACUGCGUUUCCCCCAUCCGUGCAGGUGUGCCUCGGUGUCCAUAGGAUUUCAACAUUUGUCCCAUUGUCCUGUAUUCUCUUUAGCUUUUUUCUGGUGUCGUUGGCCACAGCAUCAUCUUUCGUAGGCACCGUUAAUUCGGUCACCACUUUGUACGAGUGAGUAAGGAUCCGAUAAUUAUUUUGCACACUCUGCUCUACAAUGUCUCCCAUGUCAAUGGGGGUGGUGUUGACUGCUCCCCAUAUAGCUAAGAGUGCAGCAUGCAAGGUUGCACCCCCGGAAAGCUGACAUGUGUGAUAGCCAUUGUGUUGGGGUGCAGAUGUGCUAACCCAGGCCAUGCUUGCUAUGACGUUUGUGACUGAAGUACGCAAUGUACUGUGUAGUUGUUCCUUUGUUCGCAGGAAGAUACGCUCAAAUAAAAAGGAAAAAAAAUUAACUCA
Molecule: messenger RNA, 5226 nt
Organism: Dermacentor albipictus
Lineage: Eukaryota; Metazoa; Arthropoda; Arachnida; Ixodida; Ixodidae
Product: mesoderm-specific transcript protein-like
Biological process (GO): acylglycerol catabolic process
Cellular component (GO): mitochondrion
Molecular function (GO): monoacylglycerol lipase activity
Source: RefSeq, a predicted model, not a curated record